AUGGGUAACAUUGUCUCAAUAUCCCUGCCAAGCGAUCCCAUUUUUGAUUCUUCCUGCUGGGGUCCCCUUAUUCAACCACCAAAAUACAUAAGGAGGCUGAAAAAAAACCUCGAAGCUCUGGAUCGUUCUUUUCGAGAACUGACCGCUUUGAAGGUUGAUGUAUUGAGAAAGGUUGAGGUUGCAGAGCUGCAGAGAUCCAUGAAGCGAUUGAACCAGGUACAACUGUGGAUUGAAAAGGUGGAAAAGAUUGAGAAUGAAGUCGCAGAAGUCAAGCGUGGUCGAGUUCAAGAAAUUCAGAAAUUGUGUUGCGGAGCUUACUGCUCAAAAAACUACUUGUCCAGCUACAAGUACGGAAAAAAAGUGUAUAAAAAGCUGGCAGAAGUCGAUGAUUUAAAGAACAAGGGUAUUUUUGCGGAGGUCGCAGAGGAAACCUUCCCGGCAACUUUAGUCCGUGAAAGACCUAUGGAACCAACUGUUGGCAUGGAAUUUGUGUUUUAUAAGGUUUGGAGCCAGCUAGAAGAUGAACAUGUGGGAAUAAUUGGAUUGUACGGGAUGGGAGGGGUGGGUAAGACUACCCUACUGACCCAAAUCAAUAACAAAUUGCUCCAUGCUGAUUUUGAUCUCGUGAUAUGGAUUGUGGUAUCCAAGGACCACAAUGUUGAAACUGUCCAAGAUAAGAUUGGUGACAAGAUUGGGUUUUCCAGCAACUCGUGGAAACAAAAACAGCAGUCAGACAAAGCUGAACACAUCUGCAGGCUAUUGAGCAAGAAGAAGUUUGUGUUAUUGUUCGAUGAUAUAUGGGAGCCUAUUGAAAUAACCAAAUUAGGGGUUCCUAUUCCUAACCCGCACAACAAGUCUAAAAUAAUCUUCACCACUCGUUCGGAGGAUGUAUGUGGUCAGAUGGAUGCUCAUAAGAAGAUUAAAGUGGAGUGUUUGGCAUGGGACAAAGCAUGGAACUUGUUUCAGGAGAAGGUUGGGAGGGAAACACUUGGUAUUCACCCAGAUAUUCAACGACUUGCUCAGACUGUUGCAAAAGAGUGUGGAGGUUUGCCACUCGCACUAAUUACUGUUGGUCGGGCCAUGGCUUGCAAGAAAACAACUCAAGAGUGGAACCAUGCGAUUCACAUUCUGAAAAAAUCCGCGCACGAGUUUUCAGGUAUGGAGGAUAAGGUGUUCCGUCUUUUAAAAUUUAGUUAUGAUAAUUUAGCCGAUGAGAAGGUCAGAUCUUGCUUCUUAUAUUGUGCUCUAUAUCCAGAAGAUUUCUUCAUAUUUAAAGAUGAUUUAGUAUAUCUUUGGAUGUGUGAGGCAAUGUUGGACGAAUAUGGGAGUGUAGAGGAAGCAAAAAACAAGUGUUACGAUAUUAUAGGAACUCUUGUUGCUGCAUGUUUGUUGGAAGUUAACUUAGAUAUGGUAAAGAUGCAUGAUAUGAUUCGUGACAUGGCAUUGUGGUUAGCUCGUGACUGUUCAAAAGAGAACGACAGUUUCCUUGUCCAUACAAGUGCCCAAGCAGCGCCGGAUGUCAAAAAAUGGAAAACCGCAACAAGGGUGUCGUUGGUAGAUAAUCAUAUUGAAAGUAUCGUUGAAACACCAAAAUCUACCCAGUUGUUGACCUUAUUGAUUCAAGGAAGUUAUAUUAGCAGAAGUCCUCUCAAUAUGAUUGUUGAUGGCUUCUUCGAUUACAUGCAUAAACUGCGAGUUUUGGAUUUGUCUAGAAAUGAGAAGCUAACCCAAUUGCCAUCUGGAGUUUCAAACCUGAUUGCCUUACAGCAUCUGAAUUUGUCUAGGACUGGUAUAAGAGAAUUGUCGAUCGAAUUGAAGGCCUUAGUGAGGCUAAAAUAUUUGAACUUGGAGUAUACAAAUCAACUUAAUUUUGUUCCACCAGAACUAAUAUCAAAUUUUCACAUGCUAAAAGUUCUGAAAUUGUUCGGCUGUAGUUCUUCAGACAGAAUUCUUUUUGGUGGUGAAAGAGCCCUGAUAGAGGAAAUCGAGGGUUUGAAACACCUUGAGGUAUUUACUUUGUGCAUACGAAGUAGCUAUUGUUUCAAAAAAUUGUUCAGCUACAACAUAAUAGUGACCAGCACUCAGUAUCUACACCUCUCGGAUGGCAAGAACUACUCAAGCGUUCUAGAUAUAUCAUCUCUGGCGGACAUGAAACAUCUUCGUGGCCUUCAUAUUGAUGAAUAUCCUAACCUGGAAGAAUUGGAGAUUUAUUGGGCAGGACAAGAUCCUAAUGAUCCUCGGAACGCGAUGAUGAGAAACCAAAGUCGCUUCUGUGGCCUUGAGUACGUAGAUGUAUGCCGGUGCCCAAAUCUCAAGGACCUGACAUGGCUCGUUUUCGCGUCCAAUCUCAGAAUCUUAGAAGUGCGUGACUGCUCUGGGAUGGAGAAAAUAAUCGAUUUGGAAAGAUUUGGUAGAAUGGCAGGUGCGGUGAAAGAACAAAAUGCUUUCGCAAAACUUACAGAUCUGCAUUUGGAUUCACUACCGCGGCUAAGGAGCAUAUAUGGCAAUGCCUUACCAUUUCUGCAUCUCAACCAAAUCUUGGUAUAUGAAUGUCCGGCGUUGAAGAAGCUGCCACUCAACUCUACCAGUGCCGAACGAUGUAAUCUCAUUAUCAGGGGACAGAAAGAGUGGUGGAAUGGCUUAGAAUGGGAGGAUGAAGUUUCUAGAAGUGUUUUUCUUCCCUACUUCUUGUUAGAAUUCGGAGAGGUUCUCAGAACAGAUUUCAAAGAAACUGAUUUGGGGGAAUUUUCAGAUCAUCUAUUAUUCUUCUCCGCAAGGAGGAAAUAUAUAUUGUACAAAGACUUGUAA
Malus domestica (apple) is the source of this 2808-nucleotide messenger RNA. RefSeq names its product probable disease resistance protein At5g63020. NCBI's taxonomy places the organism in Eukaryota, Viridiplantae, Streptophyta, Magnoliopsida, Rosales, Rosaceae. Gene Ontology annotation, molecular function: ADP binding; protein binding. The record is from RefSeq and is a predicted model, not a curated record.